AUGAAACUAGAAACAGUGGACAGAGCACGCUUGCAGCAGGGACAAGAAGACCUGAAGCCUGCUGCAGCUGCGCAGGGGCUGCUCUCGAUAUACAUGCUAACAGUGUCAGCCGUCUGUGGAUUGUCCGGUGCGGCGCUUUCCUCAUUUCUUCCUGGUUCGCGGAUAAUUAACGCUUUAAGCUCAGAUCGCCUCCUGCCGUUACCUGCUGACAUGACGCGUCGUCCUGUGAUGUCGGUCUUUAUAUUCUCCAUUCUUGUCUCAUUCGGCCUCCUCAUAGACCGUAACGUGCUGCUGAUGCUUGUGUUUUUUACAACUCCUCUCAAGAUGAUCAUUGCUGUUUGUCUGGUUGUGCUCCAACACUAUCGCCCUGAUCCAGUUGGAAUCCCACAAGAGACAUGUCAAUAUAAGUCCAUACGCAAAAAACGACAACAAGUUAGUUUGACUGAAGAAGACGGUAGCAUCGUGACCAGCACGUUGACGCAUGACGGCGACGACAGCGACUGUUCCGUUGACACUUCCGUUCUCUUGCAGAUGGCAGUCGCAAAAAAAGAAACUUUACGUCUUCAAGGACGACUAGAAAAGAAACAGGAUAAUUACCUCUCAGAAAAAGUGCCCGUACUAGCAAAAUCCGUCUCACACUACAAUUCAAUGGCACCAGUAGCGGAAUGUCCAGAGGUGCACAAUUGCAUUGCAGACCCAUGUUCUAUACGGGAGGACUCAGACGAUGAUGGUCCACAUCAAAUUCACCUCUACAGUCGGGAAGUACCGGAACUACCUUUUGUUGAGAGUUUUCGUGGAGUCGAUCGACCAUCAACUCCUGUGGACGCCAAUGAACAAUACAGGAAAUCCAAGUGGGUUCUGACCCUCUUCAUCACAUCAUCAGUACUUUUCACCCAGCUGGCGGUUGUCUCUGGCUUUGACACUGUCUCCUCAUCGAUACUACUUUCACUGUUCCUUGCUGUUGUGUUCCUAUCCAUCAUGUUAGCAUCGAAGCUUUCUACCAACCAUCACUUACAGAGGAGACAAGCGAGAGUCCUCUUCUUCCCGUACAUGUCCUACUUCACGCUCUUUCUCCUCAUUUUUGUUCUUUCGACGACUAAAACGUUUACGUUUCUCUUAUUCAACAGCUGGAUACUUACAGGUGUACUGCUAUAUUUCAUCUACGGCCACUGGAAUAGCACUCAGAAACAUCGAAUUCACGAUGGUUUUCAUGAAGACGAUGAUGCUGAGAUGUACCGUGCAAUUAUUGGCAACGACUACGCGAUACAGUCCGAAUCCCUCAAACGCGACGCUGUCCAUAUUCGCCUGAAAUAUCUCGAUUAUUCAUCAUUGAACGAUGAUCUCGAGAAGAAAACUUCAAGAUUCUUUAACUUCUUCGAUUUUCUACCCGCAUUUCAGGACCUUCUGGACUUUAUCAGAAUAGAAUUUUAUAUGGGAUCGCUGACGUCAUUCGUAUCGAAUCCGAAGAAUCUCACGCAGAUAGCGGAAGGAAAGACAAAAGUGAUCUUUGAUGUCAACGGCCACGAGGGCUUUGUUCUCAUACGAUCGAAAGAUCAACUGACCGCUUUCAAUGCCGCUCGCAAAAAUCUGUUGGAGGGCAAGGCUCGGAUCGCCAACAAGACAACGACGAGCGUAUUCAAGUAUCUGCAGGACAUAGGACUUGAAACACAUUUUGUGGAAGAAGCAAGUGAGACGGAUUUCAUCGCGAAGAAAUGCCAAAUGAUUCCUAUCGAAUGGGUAGCCAGAAGAGUUGCCACAGGAUCGUUCCUGAAAAGAAAUCCGGGUGUCCCACAAGGAUAUCGUUUCCAUGAACCGAAGAUCGAGACUUUUUUCAAGGAUGAUGCCAACGACGAUCCACAAUACUCUGAUGAGCAAAUAGAAUGCGCCAACUUUGAAUUCAACGGAGUGAAAAUAGGGAAACCAGAGAUCGUUUUGAUGAAGAAAAUGACGUCUGUAAUAUUCCGUGCACUUGAAAAAGCUUGGAACAAAGCUAACUGCGCCCUAAUCGACAUGAAGGUAGAAUACGGUGUUACUACCGAUGGAAGGAUCGUAUUGGCUGACGUAAUCGACAAUGACUCGUGGAGAGUUUGGCCACACGGUGACAAACGUCUACAGUUGGACAAACAGUUCUACAGAGAAAUGAAAGAAGUGACAUCAGAAGCACUGCAACAACUUAUAUCCAACUAUGAAAAGGUAAUGGAACUGACGGCUGGCUUCUCCUCGACGUCCCAGUGUCGGGCUGUGAUUAUUAUGGGUUCGCCGGCCGAUUUGUCGCAUUGCGAAAAGAUCGCCGCAAGCUGCAAAUCGCUGGGAAUCACUCCAAUCCUGCGCGUCAGCUCUGCGCACAAGACCACUCGUGAAACAUUGGAAAUUCUGGCUGAGUAUGAGGACACGGAUAUACCUACAGUGGUCGUAGCAGUAGCCGGACGCUCGAAUGGAUUGGGGCCAGUGCUGGCGGGGAACACUUGCUUGCCAGUGAUCAACUGCCCUCCAGUGACGGAAAACAAUGUUUUGACGGAUCUGUGGUCAUCGCUGAGGAUGCCAUCAGGCAUCGGCUGCAGCACUGUGAUGGGAGCAGAAGAAGCAGCGCUCGCUGCCGCAAAGAUUCUGGCAUCACAUGAUUACAUGAUUUUCGGCAAAAUUCUAUGCCUGAGACUGAAUAACUCGUACAAACUUCUGGAAUCAGAAAGGACCCUGCAGAAAUGA
Messenger RNA from Necator americanus (New World hookworm), 2706 nucleotides. RefSeq lists its product as uncharacterized. NCBI's taxonomy places the organism in Eukaryota, Metazoa, Nematoda, Chromadorea, Rhabditida, Ancylostomatidae. Gene Ontology annotation, biological process: amino acid transport; transmembrane transport; 'de novo' IMP biosynthetic process. The coding region runs from base 1 to 2706 and encodes 901 amino acids. The record is from RefSeq and is a predicted model, not a curated record. The transcript has 26 exons. Gene Ontology annotation, molecular function: phosphoribosylaminoimidazolesuccinocarboxamide synthase activity; amino acid transmembrane transporter activity. Gene Ontology annotation, cellular component: cytosol; plasma membrane.